CAGUGCUCGUCCCAAUGUCUCAUCAAGCACCAUGGCCGACGGCACUUCAGCGACUGAGCCAGGCGUCAGUGCCGAGGAAUCUGAGCAUACUACCAUAUCACAGCCCAAAAUACCCUCCAGCGCUCGUACUGGUCUCCCCCGGCGCAGGAGCCGCUAUCUAACCCGACGGCAGGAUCAACAGAGCGGCCCGAUUGUUAUCCCAAAUGCGAAUGCAAUGGGUCCCAUGGAGAGAUGGCGUGAGUCUCCACCAGAGGAUGAGCCGGCGUCUAUAUCAGCUAUUCUGGACGCCUUGAAAAAAACACCAACCCAGCGGUCGACUCAAAGGAGCAGCCGCCCGGCUACACACAACACAGGGCAAAAUGUGCUCCGCCAUUAUAGGCGAGCUCCAUCCGCAACAAGCGGCGAAUCUAGUGGCUCAUCAAAUGCGUCUUUCGGCUCCGCCCUAUCACAUUCUCCUUCUGAUGAUCCUUUAAGCCGUAUCUCUAAAAGCCGGACCAGCAAAAAUACCGUGCAGGCACGAGACAAAACUGAUAAGCCUCGGCGAUUUUGCUGUACCUUCUGUUGUGAUAAGUUCAGGAGCAGAUAUGACUGGGCUCGGCAUGAGAAAUCACUCCAUCUGAAUUUGGAGGCGUGGUAUUGCGCUCCCCAUGGGACCGCCGUCUUUUCAAGAGUGACAGGAAGAAAACACUGUGCGUUUUGUAACGCACUAGAUCCUAGUGCAGCACACCUCGAUCAGCACAACCAUAAUGUAUGCCAUGGUGACACUGGCAAGCCCCGCUCCUUUCGUCGCAAAGAUCAUCUAGUGCAACAUCUGCGUCUCAUGCAUAAUAUUGACACUUUACCUCUCAUCGAUGAUUGGAAGAUUUCACAUUCUGCUGUCCCGUCACGUUGUGGGUUCUGUGAGCACAGUAUGGAUACUUGGGAACAACGAGUUGACCACCUGGCUGAACACUUUCGGAAAAAUGCUACGAUGAAAGAUUGGAAAGGUGACCACGGGUUUCCACCCUCCAUUGCUGCUCAGGUUACGAACUCUUUACCCCCUUAUCUGAUAGCAGAGGAGUCUCAGAGUCUGAUUCCGUUUUCUGCGACCAACACACACGUUCAGGAUCAUUUUGCGCAGAUCUCGUCGCGUGCCCAUUAUCUUACUGAAGAGCAGAAGGCGAGCCCGGACAAAGUUGGCGAAGAUGCCCAAGCAGAGGCUGCCGCUAAGCCAAACAUUUCCAUGUCGGAGCUCAGCUCCUUUACACAGGUUCUUACACUGCAUUUAAGUCACUAUGCCCGAGAGAAAAUCAAGCAGGGUGUCAUGCCUACAGACGAUAUGUUCCAACAGGAAGCAAGACGAGUACUUUACGAUUCCGAGGACUCGUGGAAUCAGACUAUCGCUGAUAACCCGGAAUGGCUGUCUGCAUUUCGACAUCUACACUGUGGGGAGAGGAACAGUAUCGAGCCCAGAUCUGGAGGGGUAGAGUCGGUAGAUCACCACCUGGAAGACAUCCCUCAGAGUGGUAUGGGGAGAUGAAUUAAUUUGCUCACCUUUCACUAAAAUACUGUUCUAUGUUAAGUGCAAACUAUCCUCUGUACUUAUCUCUUCUCCCUCUUCCCCGUCCGCUGUAUCCGCCACGUCCGGGUGACCAACUGUAGCUUUCCCUCUGCAGUUCUCCAAAUCCCAAAGAAAUUCGUCGACCUUGCUUCUGUGACCUGGAUAUCAGAC
Molecule: messenger RNA, 1711 nt
Organism: Aspergillus pseudonomiae
Lineage: Eukaryota; Fungi; Ascomycota; Eurotiomycetes; Eurotiales; Aspergillaceae
Exons: 1
Coding region: 32-1519 (495 amino acids)
Source: RefSeq, a predicted model, not a curated record